AUGUGUUCUCUAAGUAUUCAAAAGGAUAUUGUUGAUUCUUGUGCUAAAGAAACAAUCAAAGCCAUCAUUGAAGACCUGGAUGGGGAUUAUUUCGGGAUACUAGUGUAUGAAUCAAAGGAUAUAUCACACAGGGAGCAAAUGACACUAAUUCUGAGAUAUGUUAACAAAGAAGGCGAAGUAGUAGAGCGAUUUGUUGGUAUUGUUCAUGGUAGUGAUACAUCUGCUCGUUUAUUAAAGGUGGCAAUCUACUCUUUUCUUUCAGAUCACUCAUUAAGUCCAUCACAAAUACGUGGGCAAGAUUACGAUGGAGCUAGCAACAUGCAAGGAGAGCUAAAUGGUGAAGUGCAUAGUGGGCGAGGGUUAAAUCAAGAACGUGGACUUCAACGUCCAGGUGACACUCAUUGGGAUUCUCAUUAUAGAUCAUUAGAUAAUCUCAUUGUCCUAUUUCCAUCAAUUAUUCACGUGCUUGAAUUUACUGGACAUGAAUGUCCUAAUUAUACUGACAGACUUGUUGCUAAAAGUCUUGAUGGAUCAAUUGCCAUUGCGAUGGGACUUCUCGCUCUUACAAAGCAAAGAUUACAAAAUAUGAAGGAUAGUGAAUUCAGAUUAUUAACGGAUGAUGUCUCUUCUUUUUGUGAUAAAUAUGAUACAAUGAUUCUGAAGAUGGAGACUUUCCUGGAAAAGCUUAAGAAUCAUUUCGAUGCUGUGAGUACUGACUUAUUUCUCGGUAUGGCUAGUUUGAAUCCAGUUAAUUCAUUCGGUAAUUUUGAUAAGAACAGGAUAAUGAGGUUGGCUGAAUGUAAUACCAAUGAGUUUGAUAGUAACAAGGUUCGGGAUCUCAGUUGUCAGCUUGAUAGUUUUAUAGUUUAUGCUCGUGGUUCUGAUAGGAGGUUCUUUAACUUGAAGGGAAUUAGUGACCUUGCUAAAUUGUUGGUUAAAUCAGAUUUGCAUCAGACUUGGCCACUUGUUUAUUUACUUAUCAAGUUGACUUUCAUUCUUCCUGUUGCUACUCCAUCUGUGGAAUGA
Lycium ferocissimum is the source of this 1026-nucleotide messenger RNA. RefSeq lists its product as uncharacterized. The transcript has 4 exons. The record is from RefSeq and is a predicted model, not a curated record. Bases 1 to 1026 code for a protein of 341 amino acids. NCBI's taxonomy places the organism in Eukaryota, Viridiplantae, Streptophyta, Magnoliopsida, Solanales, Solanaceae.